Myzus persicae (green peach aphid) is the source of this 3218-nucleotide messenger RNA. RefSeq names its product centromere protein J (gene Sas-4). NCBI's taxonomy places the organism in Eukaryota, Metazoa, Arthropoda, Insecta, Hemiptera, Aphididae. Gene Ontology annotation, molecular function: tubulin binding. The record is from RefSeq and is a predicted model, not a curated record. Gene Ontology annotation, cellular component: centriole; centrosome; nucleus. Gene Ontology annotation, biological process: centriole elongation; cilium assembly. The coding region runs from base 715 to 3153 and encodes 812 amino acids. The transcript has 9 exons.
GUUGCAAGUAAUGCUAAAAGUUAAAUUAUUAGGCUAUAGUCGGUACAGGAUUAUAGGAAUGCCAUAAAUGUGACGUAAGUUAUUCUAAUACAAAAAGUUAAGUAUUUUUGGUUGCUUAAUUGGUAAAAUAGUAAUAUUAUUGGUACACUCCCAGAUUUUAGGUAAAUUCCCAACUGUUUUCUCUAAAUCAUAGUAGAUCAUUACGCUAUAAUGUUAAUGCUUUAAAAGUUUAAAACGAUUAGCAAUUUUACGAUCAAAAAAUAAUUUUAUUUUCAGUAUUUCAUUCCAUAACUGUUAUCAGUUGUCACCUAUCACACUUAUUUUAAUCAAUAUAUUUUAUUCUGUUAUUUUAGUAUUUGCAUACAAAUUUCAAAUAUUUGCCAAACAAAAUAGAAGUAGUGAGUAGUUAGCGAGUUAAUUGUUUGUACAUCGGAAGUGUAAUAAAUUAUUAAAUUCUAAAACCUAAAUUGUUAACUAAAAAAUGCUUAUUAUUUUGGAACAUCCUUUUUUAUCAUGGCACAUUAACGGUUAUCAUUACCGCCAAAAAUGUGUCUGAUAACAAUGUUUUGUUUUAACUUAAAACUGUUAACGUUUAAGCAUUAUAAUUUAUAGGUACGUAUUGAGUAUUGUAAUUAUUGUAAGACAAUUUGUUGUGGAGGAGCUUCUUUGGUGUUAAUUCUUUACUUAUGUCUUUCACGUCGGACGGUUAGAAAUAUGAGUACAAAUUGUGACAUAAUGGAUCUUAUGAAGGAUUAUGGCUCCGAAUUCAACAUGUCUACUGUGAUGCAAUGUGUUCAAGAAUUAAAAGCUUGGCAAGAAUCGCAACAGCAAAAAUUAUGUGAAAAACCGACUAUGGAUACUUUGACUAACGAAAUGGAAGAUGUGUUAAGGUCAUUUGAUGUUCCAGAAAAUUCCCAAGAAAAUCAUUAUGAUGAUAGAGUAUCUUCUUAUUCAGAAAUAGAUGAAGAACUAUUGAAAAAGUUUGGCUACCAAACAGAUGUAAUUUCAUCACAGGCUUCAAAUCCAAGAGAUGAUGUAGCAAUAUUAUCACCUAAUAAAAAUGUUGAUAAAGAAUGUAAUACCAAUAUUUCUGAAGAUAAACAAUUAGAAAAUGAAAUUGAAUGCAAAACUAUUAAACCUAAAAAACCAUAUUUAAAAAGAGGUACAGGUCUGGCUAGAUAUGGCUUAAAUAUAGAAGAAGUUAAAAAAAAAACUGGUAAAUUGAAAUUCAAAAGACCAAUUUUAUCAAUUCCAUCCAAAAUUAAAGUACCAAGAAAGUGUUUGAAUCAAGUCAAACCAUAUCCUAAAACAGAAUUUGGUACUAGGCCAACUGAAAGUUCACGUCUAGACUUAAAAAAAGUUGAAGUAGCCAAUUCUUGGAAUAGGUAUGAGCCCAAAGGUUUGGCAGAUGAUGGAGAAAAGAAUAAUAAUUCAGAACAAAGGGAAUUGCGUGCAUUUGAAAUAUUAGAAGAACGUGCAAACAAUUCUGAUUUAAAUGCAUCAUCACCUACCGUUUGUCAACUCUUAGAAAGAGGGCGAAGUUCGAAAAGUAAUAAAGAAGUACCGGCAUCACGACUAGUUCGUUCUUUAAAUUUUGAUCAAAUAAACUCAUCCACUCCUAGACAAAAUAUUGACGAUUCCGACGAUUCCUAUUCAGACUCAAGUCAGGAAUGUGAUCCAUUAGAUUUAACGGAAGAUGUGCGCAAGGAUACAAAUUUAAAUGGCAAUAAAAAAAAUAGUAAUAAAAAUGAAGUUAAUUCAGUUAUUUUAACAGAAAAUGAAAGUAAAUAUUUAGAAAACUAUUCUAAAACAUCAGGAAUCAUGAAACAAGUUGACUUUGAUCAAUCAUUUGAUACAGAAUUACUUAGUAAGAGACUUGAAGAGUUGGAAUCUGAGAUAGAAACAUUUCGGUCAGAAAAUACUAAAUUAAUGAAGUUGCAACGAGAAUUCGAGGUUGAAAGACAAAAAUUUUUUAAGAGUAAAGAAGAUUUUUUAAAGAAAUUAAAUGACGAAAAAAAAAAAGAGGAAGAAAUGCUGGCAGAAGAAAGAAAAAAAUUCAUGAGAGAAAAAGUUUUGUUUGAGAAAAAUGCUAGAGAAUUAAGAAACAAACCUAAUAGACAAGAGAGAGAAGAAAUUAAAAAAUUAAAAGAACAGUUAACCGAGUUAAAAGAUGAGUUUAAUAAAAAAGAAUCUCGAUGGGCAACUGGCCAGGCCCGACUCAGGACUCAGAUGAAAUUAUUGGAAAACAGUAAUACAGCUUUACGCAAUGAACUUGAAUUAUUGAGUAAAGCAUCAUUGAAUAAAAAAGUUACUUUCAAAACACCAUCUGAAAAAAAAGCUUUGAGGAACACCAAAAUAAUUCAUAAUGUCAAUAAAGAACUCAGUAAAUUGUCUCCCGAUGAUACAUCAUCAAUGAUUGAUCCAAAAACUAGAAACAUUCCUGCAUCUAUACUGAGGAAACCUGUAAUUACGACUACUGAUAAUGAAUCAUCUGAGGAAGAAUUGUCCUCAGAUGAAAAUCAGUUCUCUAAAAAUCUCUUGCAUGAUAGUGAUAAUGGAAAUGAUUUGAAUGAAUCUAACAGUACUCAACGCAGUAGUUGUGGUGUUGUCCGCGAGACUGUUUUAGAUGAUGGACGUAAAGAAAUUUUGUAUUCAAAUGGUAAUCUAAAAAAAAUUUCUUCUGACGGCAACAAUGUCAAAGUGAUUUAUUAUAAUGGUGAUGUGAAAGAAACAAAAGAUGAUUACGAACGGUAUUAUUUUGCUAAAAAUAAAACAUACCAUACAACAUACAAUUCUGGUCUAGAGAUAAUUGAAUUUCCUAAUGGGCAAACUGAAAAGCAUUACAAAGACGGAAAAGUAGAAAUUGAAUAUGUAGAUGGUAAAAAGCAUACAGUGUAUCCAGACCGUAAGGAGAUUUGGAAUUACUUGGAUGGUUCAGUUUUGACGGUAGAUCCAAAUGGACAUCGUGAAUUGGUGUUACUAAAUGGCCAACGAGAAAUACAUACCAGCGAAUUCAAAAAAAGAGUUUAUCUAGAUGGUACAACAAAAAUUGUUUAUCCAGAUGGGUCGCAUGAAACCAAAUAUCCUGACGGUAGAAUUAGAAAAAAAGACAAGGACGGUAAUUUGACGUUGGACACUAGUGUUCCAUCUUAAAACAUUUAAUGUAAAUUGUUGAUCAAUAAAUUAAAUUUCAAUGUUUUUUAUGUUGUAUAAUGAUA